Molecule: messenger RNA, 369 nt
Organism: Myripristis murdjan (pinecone soldierfish)
Lineage: Eukaryota; Metazoa; Chordata; Actinopteri; Holocentriformes; Holocentridae
Product: C-C motif chemokine 17-like
Exons: 3
Coding region: 73-369 (98 amino acids)
Biological process (GO): immune response
Cellular component (GO): extracellular region
Molecular function (GO): chemokine activity
Source: RefSeq, a predicted model, not a curated record
AGACUGAAGACCUUCAGCCACACAGUAGCACCUCUCUCUGUCUCUCUCGCUCUCUCUUUCUGCCGGGGAACCAUGAAGAUGCUGGUGAUUCUUGUGCUGCUGGGACUGGCCUGUUUCUCCCACAUUGCACCUUCAGAUGCCGUGAUACAUCGAGACCCAAAAGAUGACUGCUGUGUAAAAUUCUCUUCAAAUAAAAUUCCAUUAUGCAGGGUGACGUCGAUCACACCAACCUCAAGCACCUGCACCCCCAAAGCAGUGGUAUUUACAACUGUUGCCAACAAGACGAUUUGUGCCUUGGCCAACCAGCACUGGGUGAUGAGCCGUAUUGCAGCGUUUCAGUCAGGUGCACCAAGAAAAACAUGUCCCUGA